AUGGCACGACCGUUGGAAAAGAUCUCUGAUAUUAACGAUGAAAAGGAACUUUGGAAAGUUGCUGUUAAAAUACAUCACAAAUGGAGUGUCAUCUCUAACAACAAAGAACAUUUCGAGAUGGUUGUUUAUGAUUCUGAGGGAAGUGAUAUUCAUGUUAUCGUACCUCCCAUUUAUAGGCAGAAUUUUGAUUCGCUGUUUGUUGUUAAUGAUACUUACACUAUUGCAAACUUCCAAGUUCAGCUGAAUGAUCUGCUGUUCAAACCUUCUGCUCACAAGUACCUCCUUAAAUUUACUGGUGGGACAAAAGUUGGGGAUAGAAAUGUACAUCAGAUUCAGGAAAAGGCUUGCAGGCUCACUCCUUUCCUUGAUAUUUUAACUGGGAAAUGGAAUAAAGAUCAACUUUUAGAUGUUAUCGGAGUGGUUGAUGAAAUUGGGUACACACAGGUCCAGGUGGGAAGUAAAAAGCAACAGGUCAACUUUGUCAUUCGCGACUUGAGCAACAACACUAUAACGGUUACGUUAUGGGAGGCGUACGCGGUGCAGUUUAUCAACUACGUUGAACAGCAGGUCGAUACUGCAAUUCCUGUUGUGAUUAUGAUUCAAUAUGCCAAAGUCAAAGAAGCUUUUGGUAUAAAUUACUCCCAUACUGGUUCAUACGGUUCAUAA
Vicia villosa (hairy vetch) is the source of this 666-nucleotide messenger RNA. RefSeq lists its product as uncharacterized. The record is from RefSeq and is a predicted model, not a curated record. Lineage: Eukaryota; Viridiplantae; Streptophyta; Magnoliopsida; Fabales; Fabaceae. The transcript has 4 exons. The coding region runs from base 1 to 666 and encodes 221 amino acids.